Helianthus annuus (common sunflower) is the source of this 2363-nucleotide messenger RNA. Its product is annotated as probable inactive receptor kinase At5g67200. The transcript has 2 exons. Lineage: Eukaryota; Viridiplantae; Streptophyta; Magnoliopsida; Asterales; Asteraceae. Bases 166 to 2103 code for a protein of 645 amino acids. The record is from RefSeq and is a predicted model, not a curated record. Gene Ontology annotation, biological process: protein phosphorylation. Gene Ontology annotation, molecular function: protein binding; ATP binding; protein kinase activity.
CACCUCUUCUCCUUUUGAAAACCUUCCACGUGAUAUUCUGACUAUAUCUCUUUUGCAGUCUAGUAACCAUUACGACACCACACACACUCACACAUAUCCCCUCCCCAUUUUAUCAUCCUUAAUUCUACAUCUCAAUUUCUUUUCAUCGAAUACAUUGAUUUCGCCAUGAAAUCAACCUCACUCAACAACUUCAUCCUCAUCAUCCUCACCUUCUACACUCCAAACACAUCAUCAUCACCUCUCAAUUCCACUUCCACACCUCAAAACGACGCCGUAUCAUUAUUAUCCUUCAAAUCCACAGCAGAUCUCAACAACAACCUCCCCUACUCCAUCAACAAAACCUCCAACGUCUGCAACUGGACCGGAGUACAAUGCGGGAGCAACCGCAAGGUGAGUCGACUCGUUCUCGAAAACUUAAACCUCUCCGGUACGUUCGCUUCAAACACAUUGACUCAGUUGGAUCAGUUACGAGUCCUGAGUUUACGAAACAACUCGCUCACAGGUCCGAUUCCAAAUCUAGCUGGUCUCGUUAACUUAAAAGUAUUAUAUCUGGAUCAUAACUAUUUCACUGGUCAGAUUCCGGUAUCUAUAUCCUACAUUCACCGGCUCCGGACGCUAGAUCUUUCGUAUAACAAGUUAACCGGUGAAAUUCCGGUUCAGUUGAGUGAUCUAGACCGGUUAAACUACCUUCGACUCGAUUCGAACCGUUUCAACGGCUCUAUUCCGCCUUUUAAUCAAUCAUCACUCGAAGUUUUCAACGUUUCGGUUAAUUUUCUAACCGGAAGUGUCCCGACAACACCUACUCUGUUGAAAUUUGGUCCGGAUUUGUUUUCGAUUAACCCUCACCUUUGUGGUGAGGUUGUCCGUACGAAAUGUAGUACGCAGAAGGCGUAUUUUAGCGGAAACACUACGAAGCAACAACAGUCUUCUUCGUCGUCUCCUGAGAGUUUUGCAGCAUCCAAAUCUAGUAAACACAAACGCAUUGCAUUGAUAAUUGGCGUAUCGGCCAGUUUUCUAGUAUUUAUUACAACUAUUUUAUGCGUAACGUUGUUGAUCAAGACGUCGGAAGAGAGGAGACGAAAGGAGGUUGUGACGGCGCGUGAGAUGAUGGAGCUGGCUGAAGCGGCGGAUGCUGCGGCGGAAGUGAUGAGGAUGCAGGAGGCGAAUGAGUUAGAAAAGAAGGUGAAGAAGUUGCAUCAAGGAAUGGAGAUGAGAAAGAGUGGGAAUCUGGUGUUUUACGCUGGUGAAUCGGAGGUUUAUACGGUGGAGCAGUUGAUGAGGGCAUCGGCGGAGUUGUUGGGUGGUGGAACGGUGGGGACGACGUAUAAAGCGCUGGUGGAUAACCGUGUGGUGGUUUGUGUGAAGAGGCUUGACAGCUCGAGGUUAAGCGGAAUGACGAGUGAGGUGUUUGCGCGACGUAUGGAGGUUUUGGGCGGCGUUCGCCACCCGAAUGUGGUGGUGCUCCGAGCUUAUUUUCAGACGGAAGAGGAGAAGCUGCUUGUUUACGAUUACCAGCCGAACGGCAGUUUGUUCUCCCUAGUUCACGGUUCCAAAUCGACGACGGCGAAGCCACUACACUGGACAUCAUGCCUAAAAAUCGCCGAAGACGUAGCGCAGGGACUCUGGUACCUCCACGAAACGUGCAACCUCGUUCACGGCAACCUUAAAUCAUCCAACAUCCUCCUAGGGUCCGAUUUUGAAGCACGCCUCUCCGACUACUGCCUCUCCGCCUUAUUCCACCACGUCCCAGACUCCAACAACCACGGCUCCACCGCUUAUAACCCACCAGAAACUGAAAAACUCGACGAACCAACCGCAAAGUCUGAUGUUUACUCAUUUGGGAUUGUAAUGCUUGAACUGCUAACCGGGAAGAGUGCAUCGGAGCAUCCGGAAUUGACUGCAGGCGACGUGGUGAGGUGGGUGAAGUCGAGUAGAGGCGAAGGGGUGAAAAUGGAGGAGAAGCGGCUGGAAAUGAUGGCGGAGGUGGCUGUGGCGUGUCGGGUGAGGUCGCCGGAGAUGAGACCCACCAUGUGGCAGGUGAUCAAGAUGUUGCAAGAGAUCAAGGAAGCUGCUGUAAUGGAGGAUUGUGGGUUGGAGUUGUGAGUUAAAUUGGGACCUCUCAGAAGAGUGAUGAGUGGCAAUGUGGCAUGAAUCUCUUGGGUUUUCUGUGUUGGUUUUGUAAACUUGUUGUAACUUGAAUUAUAGUUGCAUUUGUUAAUUACUUGGGUCGUAUAAUACAUAGUAACAUAAUUAAAAAAAUGUUGAUUUUGUUGUAAGCUAGGUUUGUAAACUUUUUAUUUCUCAUAAAAGUUACAUAAGGGAAUCAUUUGUAAUGGCCAAAUAUUCGAAGGUCGUUUUGUUAA